Sceloporus undulatus (fence lizard) is the source of this 2065-nucleotide messenger RNA. RefSeq names its product probable C-mannosyltransferase DPY19L1. NCBI's taxonomy places the organism in Eukaryota, Metazoa, Chordata, Lepidosauria, Squamata, Phrynosomatidae. Bases 120 to 1385 code for a protein of 421 amino acids. Gene Ontology annotation, molecular function: mannosyltransferase activity. The transcript has 16 exons. The record is from RefSeq and is a predicted model, not a curated record. Gene Ontology annotation, cellular component: nuclear inner membrane.
UAGCCUCCCCUCCACUGAUAUUGAUUGCUCCUGUCUGCCCCAAGAAAAUGUCUCGUCUCUAGACUCAGAAUGUUAAUAGAGGAAGCCUGAUCGCACUGUCUGUUUCUAAUGUUUUUUUCAUGCUUCCAUGGCGGUUUGCUCAGUUUGUUCUUCUAACUCAGGUGGCAUCAGUUUUUAGCAUAUACAUACUAGGAUUCAUUGAUUCAUCCAAAGUACAUAAGAUACUUCGUGCGCAUAUGGCAUCAGUUGCAGUAUGUUUUGUUCUUAUGUUUGGAAACUCUGUGUUGCUGACAUCCUAUUAUACUGCCUCUUUGGUAAUUUGUCAGGGUAUUCUUGCAAUCCGUCCCAUAUAUCUGAGAACGUAUAAAAACAUAUUUCCUCUGUGGGCCUUUGAAGCAUUUUCCUGCCUCCUUGGGACAAUUGUCAUGAAGCCCUUUCUGUGUCUAAUACUGGGAGUGACCAACCAUGUUUAUAUAAUCAAUCUGAUCAAGGCAAAACUGACAAAUUACAAAGAUUUUGACACCUUGAUGUACACGUGCGCCGUGGAAUUCGAUUUCAUGGAAAAAGAGACUCCAGUAAGAUACAUGAAGACCUUGUUGCUUCCUGUUGUUCUGGCUGUUUUUGUGGCAAUUGUUGUGAAGGUCUUUCAGCAUAUUUUACAUUGCAGGAACGUCGCUGGAAGACAGAGAGAUCUUAAGCACGGAGAGAUGGCAUACCAUGCAAUACAGCUCAUCUUUUUUGCUAGUCUUGCUAUUUUAAUUAUGAGACUGAAGUUGUUCCUAACACCACAUAUGUGCAUCAUGGCAUCUUUGAUAUGUUCAAAGCAACUGUUUGGAUGGAUCUAUCACAAAAUUCCACGUAGAACAUUUGUUCUGGCAAUUUUAGCAUUGAUGGCAGGGGAAGGUAUAAGAAACCUUCAGAAAGACUGGAGCAUGGUGGGAGAAUUUAGCAGCUUGCCUCAGGAAGAAUUGUUGUUAUGGAUAAAAGCAAACACGAAACAAGAUGCUGUUUUUGGGGGUACAAUGCCUAUAACAUCAAGUGUCAAACUGUCUACUCUUCGACCUGUUGUGAAUCAUCCUCAUUACGAAGACACAGUUAUACCGCCAAAGAUGAAGAUACUUUAUUCCAUGUAUAGUCGGAAAUCAGCCAAAGAAGUGAAAAUGAAACUGCUAAAGAUGGGAAUAAACUAUUAUAUUUUAGAAGAGGCUUGGUGCCCAAAGAAACCUAAGUCUGGCUGCACCAUGCCAGAAAUUUGGGAUGUAGAAGAUAAAUCCAAUGCCGGAAAAGUUCCCUUGUGCACCAUCAUGAGCCGGGAUUCGAGACCAUACUUUCAAACAGUGUUCAGCAACUCUUUAUACAAAGUUCUAGAAGUUUCCAGGGAAUGAUUCUUCAUCACAAAGAAGGUAGCGGAGGGAAAAGAUCACCUAUAAACAUGUGUGGACUGAAGAGCCCUUUCCCAUCAGAGGACUACUCCGACAUCCUUUUGGUUGGAGGAUUGUCUCAUUUUAAAGAAGACACCAUGUGACAGAGAGUACAUGUUCACCUAAGAAUGGAUAGGGCAGGGAUGACUUUCUUUCUCUUUUUAAUUUUAUUAUUGACCUUGCUGUUAUCACAUCAAUAGCAAAUACAUCAUUGUUUACAUUAUUGACAUGGUCAUUUUUCUUUAUCUUUGUACAUCCCACCCUCCUCUCCUCUGCUAUACUCUAAAUUGCGAUUAGGAAUUUUUUAGAGCAGUAUAAGUCUGUGUUCUCACUAUUUCAUUAAUCUUUUUCAUCUUAGAUGAUUUGUCUUUUAUCUAGUAUUCUAUUCUAUCUAGCAUAUAUUGUAUACUUUUUAGAUAUGUAUAAGCUGUAUACAAGUGGUGCAUGUUCUGGUUCUGGUGCAUGCUCAGGUUAUUCAUAUGUAUCUAUAUUGUAUUGGGGUUUAUUGCACCUAGUGCACUAUACAGUAUUUACAUUUUAUAUAUAGGUGUGUGGCACUGCUUUAUUACUAUGUUACUAGUAUUUUGAAACGGCCCUCGGGCUAUUCAAUAAACUCUACUGCUAUAGUAUUCUAUUACAUGUAA